AUGCCGAACAAUGCUUCCAUGUUGAACUCUCUGGCUCACGUCAUUCAUCUUCUUCCUCCUCCUCAUUACAGGACAGCAAAAGCAUUGUUCCUCCAUUUGAACUUCAUGUCGUUGAAAUCCUCCCUGACCUGCAUGGAUUCCAGGAACCUCUCCAUCGUCUGGGCACCCAACAUUUUGAAUUCGAAUUUUGAGGUGAUGAAAUGCGAGAACAUGUUAGUGAUAUCAAAUCAGCAGGCUGCGAUUGUCGAGUGCAUCAUCAGCAAUGCACAGUUCAUAUUCAAAGAAUUCAGCUCCUCUGAUCUAAGCGACGUCAGCCAAUCACCAACUCUGCAGCCCAAACAUCAGCGUCAACAGCAACAAAAACAGCGCCAACAACAACAACAGAAACAUCUACAUCCACCAAAUUCUCCCGCAAAAUUAAUUUCUCUUGAGGAGGCACAAAAACUUUUUGGGGGGUGUGUCGUCGAUGAGGCCAACCCUAGAAGGUGUGGGCCUACGGCGAAUUUCAGACAUAGGGCUUCCGUUGAUGGGGUGGAAGGGGAUGCAGUUUUCACGGACUUGGGAGUGACGGGUAAUAUACAUGCCGUUAUUGACCCGCCUAAAAGAAUUUCAAAAAUGAAAGGCUUCAAAAGUUUCCAAGAUCUCUCAAGUAAGAUCGUGCCAGUGGAGGACAAGUGCGGACUGUACUCGAGCAUAGAUGAGGUGACCAAACAUCCAGUGUACCAUUCCUUCGAGGAAAACCUCAAUUAUGGCGAUGCAGGAAACGAGAAUGAUGACGACAAUGAUGAUGGUGACGGAAAGAGUGAUUUCGUUCCUCUUGAGUCCAACAAAAAAGCAUCAAAGUCUAGAAAUUCUAACAGUAAGAUGAUGAUGAUGCCGAAAAAGUUUAGCGAAUCUGAUUCUUAUCUCGUUGAGGAUUUUCACGCUAAUGCUAGUGAAAAAGCGCCACCAGCGACCACGACUGUCGUCACGACUGCCAAAACGAAUGUUAGAUCGUCUUCUAUUAAGACUGCCUUGAAGCCGACAAUUUUGGCAGCCACAACAACUACUCCUGCAACAACGACGACAGCUGCCGCAACCUCGAAAUUUGGCAGAUUAAACAGUGUGAAGAAUUUGUUUUCAAAAUCAAGCCACACUGCCGAUAGCACAAGUAAGCAGCCGCAGAAGCUACAGCAGCAGCCACAACGGCAACAGCAACAGCAAUUAGUGGAAAACAUAAAGGUCCCUGAGAAGACUGGGAAGGACCUAGUUAGAAAUUCGAAAUUUGCAGUUGAAGACAUCAGGGCCAGACGCAUGAAUCUAGUCUCGCGACCAAAUACUCAGAUGUUUUUCAACGAACCAUCGUCACAGGCUGGAGAAUCGUGUGCCGCAGCAUCGCCUGCAACAAAACAGCAGAGAUCCAGUUUAGAGCAACUCGAUCCACUACAAGUAGAUGACCAACAACAACCACAAUCUCAACAGCAACAAUUUUCGCAACAAAUCCCGUUGCAACAACAAAAACUACAACAACAUUAUCAGAACAUAGUGAGACUUCAGCAGCAGCAGCAACCAAAUCAGCCAGCACCACCACAGCAGGAGCAGCAGCUACCACAAACAUCACAACAGACCACACCACCGGCUGCAAUCAUGACAACAUUCAAACCUGACGCAACGACAUCUAACGAUAAAUUCCAGGUUAAAGUUUCAACAGCUAACCAACAACCGACUGCAACAUUAUCAAAAUUAUCAACAACAACCACGAAAGAAACGUCAGACGAUGCGAAUCUCACAACAAAACCGAAGUUUCAACCACCGAGAAAAUUGACCGACGAAUCGCUAGUUGACAAGAAAUAUCUAAAUGGAAACACCGCACAGCAGCUGCAACAGCAACAGCAAUCUAAACUGUCGAGACAGCUGCCAACUGAAAGAAAUAAAACAUUCAGUCCAUCGUCUGCAAUGAAGCCAACAGUUUCAUCAUCACUGAAACAGAAGCCCCUCAUAAACCCUUGCAGCAGCAGUUCGACAACGCAGGACCCAUCCAAGAAAAGGUUUUCACAUUGUUCAUCCCCCACAACAACAAAUCUAUCACCGACCAGCCUAUCAACAGCAUUCUUUCCAGCCACUUUCGAAACCACAUCAUCGUCAACUGUUCUCGCGACAAAACUUCAGCUGCCGUGUGACGUCAUCGAAUCGUCCCUCAAGAAGAUGGAGAUGUUUUUGAGUGGUGGUGAGGAAGAGGAGGAGGAGGAGGAGCGUAGGAACAAUCAACUAGCAUCGUCGUUAACAGCAUCCUCAUUUAGAGGCAGCGUGGAUGGGGAUGGCGUUGGAGAGGCGACUUCAAAGACAGCAGCUCAGCAGACUGGUGGUAGCACUGUCGUCAGGGAUGUUUUCAAAGUUAUUCCUGCCAACAGUUUAAGAUGUAAAAGUCCACAGAAACUUGCGCAAACCACAAAAACUUCGAAAAUGAGGACGAGCGCACCGUGGCGUGUGGAUGUGUCCCAUCAAAAUGAAGGAGCUGACGCUGCUGGGGUCACCCUGGUGGCCAUCAAUAAGCCGUCCACACCCUCCUUCCUCAGCAAGAACCAGCCAGCCGACGUCCAAUCAAAACAAACCAUCAUGGAGGAACUCAUUAAGUGGAAGGAAAACAAAAUGAACUCCAACCAAGCGGACGAUAACUCCUCAAAAAAUUUCGCCACUCACAAUGCAAGCAGUGUUAGUAGCAAGGAUGAUAUCAGUUCUAAGGUAGGUCCUUACAAGCCAUCAGCAGUCGAUGGUAUAUAUGGCUCGUCGUUGUUUCAGUCGGGUGCGUACAACAUCUCAACCGGAAGUAGCGCUGUUGAUGUCGCUGAUGUUGGCUCUCCCAUUAAAAAUAAAAAUACGAGCAGAGUGUAUGCAGUUGCCGUCGACAACAUCGCAAGCAUCGGCAGCAACUUGCAAGUCAACCUCUUCAAAAACUCGGGAAUUGUUGGGCUGUCCGGUAGAGAGGAGCGUGGGAAUGAUCUCGUGAAACAGUUGAGAACCGAUCGUGGUCGUGUAAAUCCGAUCCAACAAUCGAAUUCCAGAUCUGCGCACUACGAAUUCGUUAGACCGAAGACAAUUAUGUAUAAUCAAAAUAACUGCGAACUGGAGGAGUUGUUAUACUCGCCGAGUUACAACGUAAGUGGGCACAGUAACGAAAUGUCCGCUUCCGCUGAAGAUUUCGAAAAAGUUCAUUUUGUGGAAAACAUUAACAACAAUUUCAAUCCUGAAUUUGACCAGCUGAACAGAAACAACAACAACAACAGUAAAGGUAACAUAGCGUUUCAGAGCAACUCACAACAUGAUUACGAUAACGUUUUUCUCGGCUGCAACAAUGAUUUUGACGACUCGACUGACAUCAUUCGAAGCAUCAACAAUUGUAAAUAUAACAGGCGAGCACGUGACGAUACGAGUAUACAGUUUACAAAUUUACAUAAAAAUAAUUAUAAUAACAUUUUGAACGACAACCCUAAAAAUCCUGUCAGGAAUAAAGCUAACAACGUCAUCACUUUCACCUCAUCAAACAACAGCUUGUUCGACGCAACAAACCACGCGAAACACUUCGCACAUCAACAAAACGCGUGCAACAGAAACAACAACGGCAACAACGCCUAUCACCACAUAAACACAAACCAAAGUAGCUACAACCAAACUGAUUCACGCAUGGUGUCCAAAGAAGGCUCGCUAACCAGCAAAAGCUUUAGUAACGAUGAUAUCUUAGCCUUGAAAGAUGACGGUCAAUUGGUGCUACCCUACAAUAACUAUCACCAACAACAACAAUUUAAUCAGCAGAGCAGACAUCAACAACAACAACAGCAGCAGCACAGCCGAUCCGUCGGUAUGCAACCGAAACCGGUCCAUCAUAAUCACGGAUCCGAUCCAAUCGGUAGAGGUACAUCUAGUGUAGUGCCUUACUCCUUUCUAGGUAGUAAUACGGAUAAACGUCAGAAUCGAAUCUCGUCGGUUUUUGUCCAACCCAUCAACCCGCCAAUCAAAUCGUACAAUCAAAACAACAACAACAAUUUUGUUAACAGCAAUGUUAAUAUUAACAACUCCUCGUACAGGAUCGACAACAAUUUUAAUAGAUUUGCCAUGCAGAAUAGCGGAAAAUUCCUAUCACAGAGUUACAACGGCAGGCAAGCCAGUUUUUAUGAUAAGGACGAUGUAGAUGGACAGAUAUAUUUCACCGAUGACGACAGAUAUAACAACAAUUACUACUACAACAACAAUAGCUUCAAUAACAUCAACAACAUUAAUAACAACAUCAAUAACAGUAACGUCAAUUACAUUAACACUAAUAACAACAGGUAUAAUCAUAAUAUUAUUAAUUAUAAUAUUAGUGAUGAUAAUAAUAAUAACUUAAAUAAUAAUAAUAAUAAUUAUGAUGGAAAAGUUUCGAAAUACGUGACGAUUGUAAACGUCGAAUCUGACAGUAGUGUACAUGGAGGUGGCUGUGAUCACGUCAGGAUUACUAAUCCGUCAUUGAUCUGA
Helobdella robusta is the source of this 4488-nucleotide messenger RNA. RefSeq lists its product as hypothetical. NCBI's taxonomy places the organism in Eukaryota, Metazoa, Annelida, Clitellata, Rhynchobdellida, Glossiphoniidae. The coding region runs from base 1 to 4488 and encodes 1495 amino acids. Gene Ontology annotation, molecular function: GTPase activator activity. The transcript has 7 exons. Gene Ontology annotation, biological process: small GTPase-mediated signal transduction. The record is from RefSeq and is a predicted model, not a curated record.